Pungitius pungitius (ninespine stickleback) is the source of this 2005-nucleotide messenger RNA. RefSeq names its product immediate early response 3 interacting protein 1 (gene ier3ip1). The coding region runs from base 54 to 302 and encodes 82 amino acids. Lineage: Eukaryota; Metazoa; Chordata; Actinopteri; Perciformes; Gasterosteidae. The record is from RefSeq and is a predicted model, not a curated record. The transcript is spliced from 3 exons. Gene Ontology annotation, cellular component: Golgi membrane; endoplasmic reticulum membrane; COPII-coated ER to Golgi transport vesicle. Gene Ontology annotation, biological process: endoplasmic reticulum to Golgi vesicle-mediated transport.
ACGACGUCGGCUGCCUGUUUUACGGCAGCUGCCUCCGUGAAGAAGUUGCCAGCAUGGCGUUUACGCUCUACUGUCUCCUCCAGACCGCUAUUCUGUGUACUAAUGCGGUCGCUGUGUUACACGAGGAGAGGUUUCUCAGCAAGUUCGGCUUCGGUGUGGACCAGGGCGUCGCGGGGUUCGGGGAUGACCCCGGGGUCAAAGCCCAGAUCCUCACCCUCAUCCGCUCGGUCCGGACUGUCAUGAGAGUGCCGUUGAUAAUAUUCAAUUCGGCCUGCAUUGUACUGUUGUUACUUUUUGGUUAAAACCAUUAAACAAAAAACGAAGCCAGAGAAGAAAAGUGUCAACUGACACAAACACACACACACACACACACACACACACACACACACACACCGAUACGCAGGGACCUUUUUCUUCGUCAUGGGGGGAGAAGUUCAUGGGGAUACUUGGGAAAGAACAAGUCAAACGUUGACCUGCAGAUGUUUUCAUCCGAAGAGAAGAACCGACACCUCAGCAAGUCCCAGAUAUGACUGGUGCAGACUAAACACUACGACUGAACCCAACCUGUUUGUCAGUGUGACACAAAAUGAAAGUGAUCAUUCAUUGUAACACCACACAAAACCUUUUUGUGCUGCACAGGGUGUAAUUGUCCAUGUUUUCACCCAUUUGAGACGGAUGGAUAUGGUGAUAUGUUUUAUUAUGCUGUUUCAAAUGGAGUGUUAUCUAUGGAAGUAAAUCUGUGUCAUCAGGUUUUGAAAGAAAAACGUAUCUGAAAAAUGGGUUCUCGUUUCAGACUUCAUGAGCAAAUACAGGAUCCCUUUGAGAUAAAUUCCAAAGCCUCGCAUUAAGACGUACAUCCCUUUAUGUAAGACUCUGCGCUACUUGCAGGUCGCUGUGUUGUGCCAGAUCCUCAAUAAAGUUUAUGCUGCCGACAAGCCGAAGUUGUAUUGGGUGCUCGCUCCUUUAGCUUGACGCACGCUCCUGAUCUUGAAUCUAGAAUCGAUUGCUCUUCCUUGAGGUCCCGGAUGAUGUGGUUGAAUUUUUUGCGGUUGAAUUUUUUGCAGUAUUUUAAUGUUGAAAAACAUUCAGAUACAUAAUUUCAAUGCAUAAAUAUUCAGUGCUAGAAAUUCAAUCACCUUUUACGUUUCAAAACCCGAUGACACAGAUUUACUUCCAUAGUUAUCAGUAUUGGGGCCCGGAUAAUAGGUAAAUAUUUAUUGUGUACGGUUGUAAUGCUAUACAGGUUAUAGCUGUUUUUUUUAUUUUGUCAUUUAGGAAUUUGGAUGUUUUAGUUUUAAGAUCACAGGUGCCUUUACAGAAUUUUUUAAUUUUUUAAUUAAUGUGCACUCUUCCGGCCAAAUAAUUUGUAUUUUUGAAAUCAGUCUUAUUGUGUAUUUUUGGGUGUCAUGAGAUGUAAAAGUAUUUACUUAAAACCAACAAGUCGGCCAGUGGUCAGUGAAAUUACAUUUACUGAGCCUAUUGUUGAAUUAACCAGUUCUUGUUUGACUACUCACAGAAAUGCAGUUUUAUAUGAUGACAUCUGUUUACACAGUUAAGUUGAACAUUGUUUCUGCUAAACAACUCGAUGGUGUGGAUUUGUUGACAAUACUUUGAAAUAAACCCCUCCCUCUGCACCUUAAGGACACAUUAGGGACACAAUAAGGGACAUUUAGCUGGAGAAGAAGCAGUGGUGACUGAUCAGUUUCAAAAAUUAAAAUUCAGGACACACUUUCCUGAUUGUCAUUCUCACUUAUCGAUUCCUGCUCAUGUGUAAAAAUGGCUUAUGAUCAUAUGUAAUAAUUUGGUUAAACAGCUCUAAACAAUUCUCUUCUGUACACGGUUGUCUUGAAAUAAAUAGUAGGUUUAAUGAUCUUUUUAAACAGAGCAUAUAAACAAAUGGUAAAUUGUUUUUACUUUUUACUGCACUUGAGCAGAACGUGGCCAUAUAAUUUGUAGCGAUGUGUGAAACUGUAAUAGAGUAAAUAUUGACAUAGUUCACUCUCAA